Molecule: messenger RNA, 7487 nt
Organism: Pantherophis guttatus
Lineage: Eukaryota; Metazoa; Chordata; Lepidosauria; Squamata; Colubridae
Gene: PGAP3
Product: post-GPI attachment to proteins phospholipase 3
Biological process (GO): GPI anchor biosynthetic process
Cellular component (GO): endoplasmic reticulum membrane
Molecular function (GO): hydrolase activity, acting on ester bonds
Source: RefSeq, a predicted model, not a curated record
UCGGGUUUCCACAACUUUGUGGUUUCCCUCGCUUGCGAAGAUAACGAUUAUUUUCGACGCAACCCAGAAGUGGAGCUUCGGAGCUCCCCGGAGGCGGGAUGGCAGCCCGGACCGCGCUGCUCUUUCUCCUGGGAGCGGCGGGAGUGGGUCCAGUGCCCUCCCAAGGCUCGCGGGGGGACCGAGAGCCCGUCUACCGUGAUUGCGUGGCUCACUGCGAGAGGCGCAAUUGCUCUGAGGCCGGGCUGCGGCACUUCCGCUCCCGCCAGCCGCUCUACAUGAGCCUCACAGGGUGGACCUGCAGAGAUGAUUGCAAAUAUGAAUGUAUGUGGCUGACUGUGGGACUUUACCUCCAGGAGGGAUCCAAAGUGCCUCAGUUUCAUGGAAAGUGGCCCUUUUCUCGUUUCCUGUUUUUUCAGGAGCCUGCUUCUGCCUUUGCUUCUUUCCUUAAUGGUCUUGCCAAUUUGGUGAUGCUGAACAGAUAUAAAGCCACUGUUCCCCGUUCUUCUCCUAUGUACCAUACCUGCAUUGCCUUUUCUUGGGUGUCUUUAAAUGCCUGGUUCUGGUCCAUGGUUUUUCAUACCCGAGAAACAAAUCUGACUGAGAAAAUGGACUAUUUCUGUGCAUCAGCGGUCAUCCUUUAUUCUGUGUACUUGUGUUGUGUCAGAACUCUAGGGCUGAAACGUCCGGCUUUUGCCACUGCCUUUGGCGGUUUCCUGCUCUUUUUCCUGGCCUGCCAUGUUUCCUAUCUGACCCUUGUGCGCUUUGAUUAUGGUUACAAUAUGGCUGCCAAUGUGGCAAUUGGCCUUCUCAAUCUCUUCUGGUGGCUGGGUUGGUGUAUGCAGAACCAGCAACGCCUGCCCUAUGUCUGGAAGUGUGUGGCUGUUGUCCUGCUUCUCCAGGCCUUGGCUCUCCUGGAGCUCCUGGAUUUUCCACCCCUGUUUUGGGUUUUUGAUGCCCAUGCCAUCUGGCAUAUCAGUACUAUCCCUGUCAAUAUCCUUUUCUACAGUUUCCUUGUCGAUGACAGUCUUUAUCUUCUGAAGGCCAAUUCUGAGAUUCUUAAAAUAGACUAAAACCUGUGGCAGAGAGUAACUUGGAAAAAUCCAUGGGCUGCCAUCUAUAAAAGACACCCUAUUGCUUUGAUUUCUAGCAUCUGAGGAGUUUGAUGUUCUAAGCCCGCUUUGCUCUGACGAUUGGUGACAAUUUCCUCUCUAUUGCUUCUGUUUUUACAUCUCAACAGCUUCCCUUUCAGACUUCUGUUGCCAUAGUGUGAUAACCUGAUUGCCUUUUUUGCUUGAAUGUAUCGAGACACGCCUCUUGUCUCCCUGGGAUUAUUUUGGGUCCUUUCAUUUGCCUUCUCCACCAGUUCUUCCUACAAUUCUCUGAAGAGAGCAGGGAAAGCUUUAUUUAUUUCAUUCUGUUUCUUUUUUCAUUUUUACAAACGCGGUUCUGUGGGUUUUGGCUAGUCCAGUAGACUGCAUUGAAAGGACUUUGCAAGCCACUUGGGAAAAUAAAGGGCAGCAGCAGGUCUGGUAAACCACAAUCCAUCUUUAUGCUGCUGUUGACUUGAAAUCCAGAUUUUCAGACAAGUGAUCUUAAAAUGCUGCUUCACUGAGAAGCUCCCUGUUUUUUCAACAAGCCAUUGGGAGUUUAGCACUAUGCUCCCUACUUUCUUGUCGGUCAUGAGAAAAGUAGAAAAUGGAUUCUAUACUGCAGUGACUUUUUUAAAAAACAAACAAACUAUAAUAUGUGGUGCUGAGGUCAACUGUCUUCUGUCUCCAAAGCUUUGUGUGCAUAUGUAUAUAUAUUCCAUCACAGUAAUCCUUAUUCUUUCUUAUCAUGGACAUGCUCAGUCACAUCACUUCAUUGUGUACUGUAUUAUUAAGUUGCUCCAAAAAUCUUGAGAACACCGCCACCACUACCAGAUUUAUUGGACUGUCAUCAGAAUUAGCUUCCAGCUGGAGGAGGAAAAUCAUGGGGAAUUAUUUAAAAAUAUUUUAAUUAAUCUUUUGGGAUUAAUUUGUGACAUUUUAAUGGCACAAACUAUUCCUAGCAAGCUGCAAAAGCUGUUUGAGAAAUUUCGAGAUGAAGUGCAAAACAGAUCUGGAGGGGAAAUAAAUAGCAUUUCUCGUCUUCUCCACAUCUGCUCCUUGUUUUUAAAAUAACAAUACACAAACUGGAGAGUGGGGCAACAGUUUUAUAUAUGUAUAUAUGUAUGUGUGUAUAUAUAUAAAACUCCAUCUUGGUCAGUGUUCUAUUUUUCCUGAAUCAUUUGUCACUCAGAGUCCUGGAGGAAGCUUGCUAUCUACUCUGUUGGGGCUUCUAUGGCUAUGCCCCAUUACUAGACCAGCCAAAUUCAUCUGUAUUCAAAGGCAGGCUGUUCCUAUAGUUUCUUUUGGUAUUCAGCCAUUUUCUUUCCUUUAAUUGUAGGAAGGCUUAAAUUAAGGGAUGUCCGUCUGAAUUUGAAGAUGACAAAGUGCCUGAAUAUUUAUGCCAAGAAAUGUUGAUUGUUUGCAGAGACAGAUGACCUCAGGAUUUUGUUGCUCAUUAAAUUUUCUUAUUGCUGAAGCCUUUCAGGGCAUUCAAUUCAGCAAUACUUACAGCGCUUAAAAGAACUCAUUACAUGUUGAUUGUGAACACUUGAGCAAUUUUCUGCCUGUGGGAAAACUAGAAAAAGUAACCUGAGGCCAAAGUGUCUUUUGCUUGAAGAGUGCCAAAGGAUUCAGAAAUUGCCUAUGACCAGUGAAAAAUCAAAAUAAAAUGUGCAAUGGAGUGAGACUGUUCAUGUGGGUAUUUUGGCUCUAUUCAGCCACCAGAUGGCAGUGCUUGCCAAUUCAUCUGUGAUUUGGAAGUGGUGUUUAAAACAUAAGGUUUUGGUUCUAUGUUUUUAUUGUAAUGUAAUUUUAAACAGGGGAGCCUUUAAUUAAUUUAUGUUAUCAGGCUGCUGCACAAGAAAAUUGGCAGUAGUGGCUAGACUUUCCUGAACAACAAUUUGCUUAUCAUCAUCCCUUUUAAGAAACAGUCAUGGGGAACCCCAUUUAUUGUUGGUUGUACUGUUCUGCCUGACUUGGGGGGAGAUGCUUUUGAUGGUGACUCCCCAAUCCUGAGGGAUGUGCUUGGUAUCUUCAGUGUGAAAAGGGUUCACAUUGGCUGAGGAAGAGAUUUAAAAUUCCACUUUACUAUAUGCAUUCCCACUUUCAGUUCUGGGAGAGAAAAGGAGCGCCUUUUAUUAUCAGUUUUUAAUUCACUUCCGUUUGACUAAAACUUUUCCACUUACUUUCAGUUCUCUGAAAACUGGAGCAGAAAGGUUGCUCACCUAUAGUCCCUUGUCAUAGGUAGGCCUAUGAUUAGGCCUGAUGAAAGUUGAAAUCCAAAAUACCUGAUCUGAAACCUGGUUGCCUUCCUCUGGCAAAAAUUCAAAUAUCUCCAAGACUAACAGUGUAAUCUUAUACAAAGGAAAUCCUUGUUUGGUGACUGCCUUAUUAAGCAGAUGUUCACAAUUACUAUGUGAUGAAGAAAUAAUUUUACAACCAAUCCUUGUAUUUAUGACCUUCACAGGUUUUAAAGCAAAGGAAAGCUGACAUAAGUACAGUUGUUUCACUUAGUGAUUGCUUGGCUUAAUGCCCGAGUGGCUGGUCCCAAUUGUGGGGUUGCUGAAUAUGAAUACAAGACAAGAGAUCAUCAACAUGAAGUUCCAGAUGGCUAGAUUCAACAACAAAAAGUCAUUAUCUUAGAUGCUGAUGUUGGCCUUCUCACAUGAAAUUUCAUGCAUCAAUGCUGCUUUCACAAACUUUUCUGUGAGAAUACCAGGUUAAAGUAAUUAAAAUAGAUAAACGUUGAUCAUCUUGGACGAUUUGGAUGGUGAUUAUUUUAAUUGGGGGAAUCUAGGCUGGUUUACAUUAUUGCAUGAUGCUACCUGGAAAAAAAUAGCUGAUCUUAAAUUUAGGCUUCUGGUGUUGGCAAUAUCUGGCAGAGUUCCAGGAAUGGUAGGUUUCCCCAUUGGGGAAGAAGUAGGGCAGGGUCUGGUUAGUUCUUGGAUGGGACAUGUAGUGGGGAAUACCAGGAUCACAAGCCAGGUUGGGAAAUUGAAAAAUUAUCCCAAUAUGGAACGACAAGCCUCUUCUGGAAUGUUGCCAUGGAAAUUACAUAGCUGUGUUAAACAGUUUCCCCAAAAGUUAAGUUUGACUUGAAGAUUUUAUCUUUAAACCGCUGCAGCCUUUCUUUGUUACGUUUUGCUGCAGUUGGAGAUUUGAUUGUUCUUCUGGAAGCAAUCAAGCAAGCUUGGGAAUGAGUCCACUGGCCUUCUUGUUCUUUUGUAUGUCUUAAUUAGACAGGACAAAUCAGGCAAAUGAAAUCUUCCUUUCUCCAAUCAUAAACAGGUACCACAUUUUGCAGCAGAGUGUACAGAGUUCUUCAAAGAUGAAAGCUUAGUUGACUGAACCAUCUUCUGGCAGCAUUCUGCAAGCCAGCAUUGUAUAUGUAACAAUAGGAAGCAAGAGAAGCUGCUUGUUGUGUAGAACCUAAACAUUGUGAAAGCAGAAAUAGGAGCCUUGGAAAUCUGACAUUGUCCUGAUUCCCUUUUGUCAGUCAGCACUUCUGUUCAAAAGUGCUGCUUUGCAAAACUGAGAGUGUGCCAGUGGUAACAGAGGAUUCAAAAUAGUCAGGAUGGCCACCAUAAUCAUAAAAUUGAAGCCUUACUCCUUUUUUUUUUUUUUACAUGCAUCAUAACACACUUUAAAGGAGGCUGGACUUUGGUUGAAUGGUCAUAGCAGUUAUGUCAGAUUUUUGGGCUGUCUUGCAGACACUGCUGAAGUGGGCUGGCUGGAAACAGUCCAGGCAAGGGAAGUUGUCCAAAGGUCCUGAGACCCAUAUUUGUGAGAGAUGCUUGUUUUUGUUGCCCAGAUACAGCAGACACCACUUUUUAAAUGCAAGGCUGUUUUUGCAUGUCUAAUUUUAUAUAGUACAUCCAACUUCAGGUUAGAUGUGUGAAUUGGAUUAAUAGUAAUCCUAUUGUUACUUUCCAAAAGUCACUAUGUCACCCAUCCUGUUUCAAAGGGAUGUACUUUCCACAAGCUUUGCCAAUCCUUUUGGCUGGCAGCUUGGAGCCUGGACAGCUGGAGAUGUCCUGUUAUUGGCGUUGGGGAUCUAUAUUAGGCUGCACCUUAGUUUGGCUAACCAAAGAGAACAAAAUGUGAUGUGCAUAUUUUUGCUUGCCUUUAUCUGUUUCAAGGUGAGCAAUCUGCAGCUUUCUGCAUGUUGCUCAAUAUUAACUCACUGCAGCCUCUAUCAGAAAGUCAGUGUUAACUGACUAGUCUCUGGAGGGCCUCAGGUUGCCCACAGCUUGGAUAGCUAAUAAAUGAAACAAAAAAGGGAGCUAAUAAUGUUGGUUCUGAAGGCGUGGAGGGCUCUUGCGCAAGCAUUGAAAUUGAAGGUUGGUAGCCAGAAGAAUCGUUUCUAAUUGUGCCCAUGCAGAGCAAUCCUUACUGACUGCCCACCCAGUGUUUAAAUAUAUGAAAUCAGUGGCAUUUUUGCUGAAGGUCCAAGAGCUGCUUUCCUGUUUAGGAGAGGCAGCUGCUAGGGCUUUUUAGUUCCUAAGUGGAAAAUAGAAAGGAAAAAAGAAACAUGUCUGUGGCAGAACCACUACCAGGCUAGAUGUACUAUUGGACAAUUUUCAGUUCCUGUGACUAAAAUAAUAGCAGUAACAGAGUUGAAAGGGACCUUGGAGGUUAUCUAGUCCAACCCCCUGCUCAUGCAGGAGACCUAUACUAGGGAUUCUAACCGCCAAACUGCCAACCUUUCUGAUCGACAAGCUCAGCGUCUUAGCCACUGAUCCACCUAGCCAGGCUAAAUCUCAUAGGAAUCUCAUAGGAACAAUUGUAAUUGUGCCUUCUGUUCUAAAGCUGUUCUGGAUUCUAUGCUGAGAAGGGUGUUUUGUAAACAGGGAAAAAAUCCAUCCAUCCAUCCCUCCCUCCCUCCCUCCUCCCUCCCUCCCUUCCUUCCUUCCUUCCUUCCAUUGGAAGUGGUGGGUGCUCCAUCAUUGGACGUUUUCAUGAAGAGAUUGGACAACCAUUUGUCCAUUUGCUUGAACAGGGGUUUGGACUAGAAGACUUCCAAGGCCUCUUCCAACCCUAUUCUAUGUUCAGAUUUUGACCUAAUGAUCAGUGGGAGGAAAGCCUUCUUCCUACCUUCUUCCUAUGCCUGUUAAGGGCCUUCUGUUUGUGAAAAUACAUCUAGAAUAUGUUAGCUUUAUAACUAAGUAUGUUGUGUGAACACAGUUGAUUUAAUUUGGUAGCCCACAGUCUAGUAAACCAUAUGCUAGUAAUUUGUGCAGACAGAUCUAAGUUAGAAGCUCCAGAUGUGGUAUGUAUGGGAGGAAUAGUGCAAUCAAUAGAUCAUGAAAAAUAAUGGUGAGGAGAAUAAACUGGCAGGAGAAGAGCCAGUUUCCUAUCCAGAAGGCUAUGGGUGCAUUCCUUGCUAACUCAUCAAGCUCAUUUGACCUUCCUGUUUUAUAUUUCAGCUAGGCAAUUUAUAGGCCAUGAGUACAUUGUGCAAUUAAGCCAAUUAUAGUUCAUUAAAUGAACCCUGGGGGAAAAAAAUCAAAUCUUGGUUUAGCAUGAACUCAGUCCUAAUCUGAGUAGUACCACUCAUACUCUUCCCACUGUGCUGAGAAAGAGUUCUGUGAAAAGAUCCACCUCAUGCUAAUUAUUGAUGUCUGAUACAUUUUCACCAAGAUAAUAAGUGCUCCAGUGUCUCAAAUGCAAACUAAAUUAUAAUAAUGGGACUUUUUCACGGUGUUGCUGUUGUCCAUCCAUCCCUCCCUGCCAUUUCCAUUCCAGAAGAGAAAUUCAAUAACUUUUUUUUUUCCUGGCUGAUAUCCUUAGUCCCAAUUCUGUUUGGAAACCAACGCAUUCUUGCAAUGGAUUGGAAAUUAUGGGAAAAAUCAUAAAAACACACCCAGUCUUUCUUCUGGGACUCCAGAUGCCUCAUAAAUCAUAUCCCUAUAAAUGUGAUACCAGGAUUUAAGUUAAAAUCCUGCCUUUCCUUUGCAAAUAGUUUAUACGGAGUUCCUAGGCAAGCAACUCCCCUUCUUUCUGUUGAAUGGGGUAAGGGUGGUGGAGUUUCAACUGUGAAACAUCUUUGUCUACCCUAAGAUUUUAUAUAUGUCAAAAAGGAAAAGCACAAUUUUAUUAAAAUAUUGCAUAAAAGAUAAUAUAUUCUGUUUAAACUAUAUCUGUCCAAACAUAUCCAUCUCCCAGGUACUUGGUAGUUUUUUAUUGCUACUUCUGCUGGAAGUCAGCUGAAAUGAAAGAAACUAUUAAAUCCCAGAUAACAUACUGGAUGGUCAACAGCAUUCCUCUUAACAUUGUUCCUCUGUACAUUGUACAGACUCUUCUGGGGGAGACAUCCUGCUGUAAUUGAAUUUCUGCUGGUUUUUUUUUUUUUAAUGUGUGUGCAAUUUCCAAUAAAAAUGAUUCAGUUUAAAUGCUAAA